Molecule: messenger RNA, 1026 nt
Organism: Teleopsis dalmanni
Lineage: Eukaryota; Metazoa; Arthropoda; Insecta; Diptera; Diopsidae
Product: lipopolysaccharide-induced tumor necrosis factor-alpha factor homolog
Exons: 3
Coding region: 275-871 (198 amino acids)
Molecular function (GO): zinc ion binding
Source: RefSeq, a predicted model, not a curated record
CAGUAAAGAAUAUAAGAUCAACGAAGUAGCAAAGAGCGAGCUUCAAGCGGUACGUUUAAAAUAAUUUACCAACAAAAACCCCACACUAGUAUUAUCAACAAGAACAACAACUGAGUUAACAACAAAGCUGAUAUUGGAAAAAAAAUACAUAUAAUAAUAUAAACAAACAGCGCGUGAAUUUUUAUUUCAUAUUUCAUUUCAGUGAAGUAUUUCGUUUACACAACUUUAUAUUGUAUAUUGUAGUAUACGUAGAAUUUCAUCAUAAAAAGCUGAAAUGGAUAAAUCGACAAAUAACAAUUUUAAUUAUCCAAAAUUACCAACACAAAUGGAAACUUCCACUAGUAGUGGUCAAAUGCCACCAGCACCGCCAUCAUAUGAACAGGCCACGGGAUCAACAGACAUAAGUUAUCCACCAGUGGAAAUUUUACCGACACCAAAUGUAAACACGCUUAACACAGUUCCACAAGAAAGAACCAUGCAAACACAGACCACAACCUAUACUAGUAUAAAUCAUCAAAUGCCACAAUACGGUUCCUUGGGUGGAGCAACUCAUACAGCUCAUACGUACACAACCCAACAAGGAGCGCCACCAAUCAUCCAGCAGCAACCCGUCGUUAUUAUACAACAACAAGCUAUUUUACCACUAGGACCAGAACCAGUCUAUUUGACAUGUCCCGCAUGUCAUAUACAAAAACUAACACGCAUUGAAUAUGAGCCAAGUUCUAGAACGCAUCUAAUGGCGGCACUCUUGUGUGUUUUAGGACUUUGGUGCUGUGUAUGUUUACCUUACUGCGCCGGAAGCUGCAUGAAUGCCAACCAUUAUUGCGGGAAUUGCAAUAAGUUUUUAGGCACCUAUGGCGCGACUUUGUAAAGGAACCUUUUAUAUAAAUGAUUAGUAAAAACUUAAAAAUCUCUAAAAAGUAUUGUAUACUAACACAAAACCAUAAAUAUGUAUAAUAUAUAAAAGUUUAAUUUUACUUUAUAUUAUUGUAAUGUGAAUAUGAUAUAUGCUUUUAAAAAACAAUG